Messenger RNA from Pollicipes pollicipes, 3853 nucleotides. RefSeq names its product palmitoyltransferase ZDHHC6. NCBI's taxonomy places the organism in Eukaryota, Metazoa, Arthropoda, Thecostraca, Pollicipedomorpha, Pollicipedidae. The transcript has 11 exons. Gene Ontology annotation, molecular function: palmitoyltransferase activity. The record is from RefSeq and is a predicted model, not a curated record. The coding region runs from base 1634 to 2860 and encodes 408 amino acids.
UCUCCCUCAAAUAUUUUGUUGGUUGGUCUGCUGCCUUUUGCAUUCUGGAAAUACAGGUGUUUGAAUGAAAGGGUUCAUCAGUACUACACUGCCAUGGCAGCCUUGACCCACUUUCUUAUAAAAUUGGCAUUAACCCCAUGGUAACAUAUGACAUCUAACCCCAGAGUUAGGUUGGAUGCCCAUACUUUGUGAGGUGCUCCAUUGCACAUGGUGAUAGAUGGGAUUUUCCAACUUUCACUAUGCUGAAGUCAUACAAUGUGGUUUAGGUCAGCCAUGGAGGAGGUGUAGUAUAACAUUUGAUGUUAUAUUUAAGUUUUUCAUGACCCUUCCUAAGCACCAUACUGUGUACACCUAGCUCUGUCAUUUAUGAAAGCAACAUUUCAAAAGGCAGAUGGUUUUGGUACAUAAAAGCUGUAUAAAAUUAUCCUUCUAAUGAAAUCAGCAUAUGAUUGAUUGAAGGGAUAGAAAAGAAGAUGAAAUUAAAAAUUAUCUAAUACAGAUUAGACCACUUAAUCCACAAAACAAAUAUACAUGAGGUGUGGAUUUCUACCAUGUUCUUUAAUUCUGGUUCAGUACUGCUGAAAUUGAGCAUAUGCCAGUUAGCUAGUAUUAAAUGGCAACUCAGGCAAUGCUACUUUUGCCACACAUCUGUGCCAUACACCUCUGUUACAUAUAUGUGUCACACACCUGUACAAUACAUCUGUGCCAUACACCUGUGCCAUACAUGAUUGUCACACUUUUGUGCCAUAUACAUGUGACGCACAUCAGUUCCAUACAUCUCUGUCACAGACAUGUUGCACACACAUGUUGCACACUUGUGCCACACACCUGUGCCACACACCUGUGCCACACACCUGUGCCACACACCUAUGCCACACACCUCUGUCACACACAUGUGCCAUAUACCUCUGUCACAUACCUGUACUACAACCUGGGUCAUCCAUAUGUGCCACACAUCUGUUCCAUGCACCUGUGCCAUACAUUUGUGUCCAACACCUGACAAUGGUAUAGGAUGGGGAUGGGCAUAUGGGUGAAAACUGAUCUAGAUUGGAAUGGAGUACUAUUUUUGUAAGGGUUCAUGAGCAGGUGCAAGGUGAUGAUGAAAAACAUGCAUUUCUGUUCAAGAAGCAGGCAGCCCACUGAACAGUUUUCUAUCACAGGAAGAAUGUUUUUCAUUUGUUUGGAGUCAUGGUUACAUGUCCAACAUGGCUACUACGCUGUUGAAACAUGUUCAUACAAUCCAAAAUAUUAACCUUGAUCACUGUUGCAUGCAACUCACUACAUGAUUUGUCAGGUUAUUUCAAUAGUCCACUGGCAUUGGUCAGCCCACGCUGGGCCUCACAUAUCAUUACUACCUUAUAAUAAAUGAGUGGUCUAUGAUUGGUCAAUUUGAUCAUGAUUAUUAGUCAAUGGCCCAUGAUCGAUUGACCUGUGAUUGUGUGAUUGGCCUGUCACCUAUGGCUGCUCACUGGUCUACUUGAAAACAUUGUUGUAUUUGAGGCGGGAAAUCAUGACGUUGGACCCGAGUGUGUGGUGACCUCAGUAUUCUCAGGAACUCCUGGACUCUGUUGGGCCUGAUGAUCAGAUUCAGGUUGUGGCAACCCAAACCAUGACCUGAAUUGGAUCAGAAGCCAUGUGCGUGGGUCCGUUUCGGCGCGCGUGCCACUGGGGUCCGCUGACAGCACUGGCCAUCAUCAAGGCCAUCACUCUGAUGACCAUCCACUGUUGCUACCUGCUCUGGCCGGGCGAGAGCGUGGUGGGCCGGCUCCACUUCUGGGUAUUCGCCGCUCUCAGUGGCGCCACCCUGUUCGCCUUCCUGAACGCGCUGCUCGUCGGGCCGGGCACCGUGCCGCUCCGCUGGAAGCCGGAGAACCCCAGCAACGAGCAGCGCCUGCAGUUCUGCACGUUCUGCGAGGGCUACAAGGCGCCGCGCGCCCACCACUGCCGCAAGUGUAACCGGUGCGUGAUGAAAAUGGACCACCACUGCCCCUGGAUCAACACAUGCGUGGGUCACCGGAACCACGCCUACUUCACCUACUUCCUGCUGCUGGCCGUGCUCGGCUCGAUGCACGGCGGCUGUCUGAUGGGAUUCACGCUGUACCGCGUCUUCACCGCCAUCUACUUCCGGUUCUCGCCUGGCCUGGUGCCGGUCACCAUGAACAUCUACGUGCUGAUGGCCUGCCUCUUCUGCGUCGGCCUCUCCGUCGGCGUGGUGCUCGCUGUCGGCAUGCUCUUCGUGUACCAGACGCUCUCGAUCACGCGGAACCGCUCGGGUGUGGAGGACUGGAUCCUGGAGAAGGCCCUCCACCGGCGCCGCCUCGCCUUCCAGCGCCGCUGGACGGAGCUCAUGGAGCGACGCGACCAGGGCGAGGACGUGAUGGAGGAGGAGGCGGAGCUGCGCAUGGAGCCGUUCCACAACCCGUACGACCUGGGCUGCUGGCGCAACUGGAGCAUGGUGAUGGCCCUGACCGGCCCGCCGGCCGGAGACGGCAUCAGCUGGCCGGUUAGAGCCGGCUGCGACCAGUACACGCUGACGCUGGAGCAGCUGCUGCAGAAGAACGAGAAGCGCUCGCGGAUGCGGGAGUACGUCAUCAUCGAGGAGUACUCCGGCUCCUGGCUGCCGCUCUCCAAAGGUUGGCGGAUCUGCUGCCAUCCGCCGUGUACGGACGAGACGCGGAUCCCUCUGGCCCGCGGCGACGUGGUGCUGGUGUCCCGCUGGCGGAGGUACUGGCUGUACGGGGAGCGACGCAGCGCCUCGCGCCCGCUCAGCCCGUCCGAGCGGCCUCGCGGCUGGUUCCCGCGCCGCUGCGCCGUCGAGGAGGUGGGCGCCGCCCGGUGUGGCCGCGACAAGGACGAAUAGCGCCGCCGCCGCCGCCGGCGCCCGCCGCCCGGCGCCCGGCGCCCGCCGCCGGACAUCAGCGCGGGCAGGUGGGGCCGGAGCCGAGCAUCAGCGGAGCCGGAAGCCAAUCCGCGGCGGUGUGGCCAGAGACAGUCCCGUGGACGUGCGUGACAUCGCGCCCAGCACGCCCGGCUGGUCUGUGCCGUUUGCGGCCGGUCUCGCCGCCCGCGCGCCUGUUGGUCGCCGGCAGAGACCCUCGGGAGCCGCGGGGAUCCUCGUCCGGUCUCGACCGGCGUGGGACGCGGCGUUUCGGCUGCCGCUCGUGCAGUCGGCGUGGAUGAGCCGGCCUGUGACGCCCGGCGGCCGUCCUCAGGCUGUCCUGGACUGGUGACAGGGUGGAGUCCUCUCUCGCAGCCUGGACUGGUGAAGUGGUGGGUCCCUCACAUCCCGGACUGGUGACAGGGUGGGUCCCUCGCAGCCUGGACUGGUGACAGGGUGGGUCCCUCACAUCCCGGACUGGUGAAGCGGUGGGUCCCUCACAUCCCGGACAGGUGACACGGUGGGUCCCUCACAUCCCGGACUGGUGACACGGUGGGUCCCUCGCAGCCUGCUGCGUGCUGUCACCCUGAUGGGCCGUGCGGCCAACACUGAGCGGAUUUUGUGGUGGUCAGUAUCAUGGGCAUCAUGGGUAUGUCAUGAGUAUCAUCCGUGCGAGUACCGAGGCUCCAUGCGGUUUUUUGAUAGCUGCUGUGCUGUGGUGUCAACCGCACCACUUUCAGCCUCGGGACCGCCUCCGUCGUGCGGCAGCGCCGCGGUGGGCCGGCGGCGCACCUCUAGUUCAUAUAGUGUCCGCUGGAUGGCGUGGCCGGCGCCCCGUACCUCACCUCGUCGGUGGCGCUCCCGGGCGCGCUUCAAGUUCGCCUGGCGGCGGCGGCGGCGCGACCCUCGCCGGCGAGGUGACUGUGACCGACCGGCCGGCCGGCCCGGCCGACGCCAGGGAUCGCCGCGGCAGGU